CUGAGAGCGGAUCACGAAAUCGCUGACAAGAAUUGGCUUCGCUUCCGUGUUUGAUAGCUGGAAUUAGAAUGGCCAGCAGCCCAGGAAGUGAAGCAGCUGUCUCUAAUCAGAAAUCUACGCUUUCAGAGAGUUCCCGAACAAAGAAAUGUCCAUUAACCGAAGAGGAGAUGUUUUAUAUGACUUGUAGAGCUGCCUACCUAAGUGUUUUCAAAAGCAGCUUAGAAAACAUUAUUUCAAAAGAGCAACUUUAUUUAGCUCUUCAGCAUGCAGGAAGAAACCCAUCUCAAAAAAUCAUUAAUAAGUAUUGGACUCCUCAAACUGCAAAACUGAAUUUUGAUGAUUUUUGUAUAAUUUUAAGGAAGGAAAAACCUACUUCAAAAGCAGAACUACUAAAAUCAUUUAAGGAAUUAGAUGUAAAUGAUGAUGGCUAUAUUUUACAUACUGACCUGUAUAAAAUUCUAACAAAGAGAGGAGAAAAGAUGACUCAAGAAGAAGUAAAUGCCAUAAUAAAUUUGGCUGAUGUAAAUGCUGAUGGCAAGUUUGAUUAUAUCAAGUUUUGUAAAUUAUAUAUGACAACCAUUGAACAGUGUCUCAAGACUACACUAGAAAAGCUGGAGGUUGACAGUAAACUGAGGCGUCAGCAGUUUGGAAGCCACAUUGAGGUCUCCCCUGAAAGGGACCCAUGUCCAGUACCAAAACCGUCACCUAGAAUCUUGAGACAAACUCACCAGGAAACAUUUUCAAAUAAAGGUGACACCAGGAAUUCUUUACUCUCAACAGCUAGAAAGUUCAAAACUUCUCUUUCCUUCACAAUGACCAUGGGUGUUAAUAACCAAAACUCAACGUUAACUGAGCCGAAUUCACUAAAGGAGUGGCAAUGCACACAAUCAAAAGGUUGCUUCUUCUUAGAAGAAGACAGUGAAAUCAUUAGUCAUCAAUAUAGGAUGCAAAUAUCCCAGAGGUCCAUGGUUUAUCUAAUAAUUAAGCCUCUAAACCUGAGUCAAGUUGAAGGAAAACCAUCCCCUUGGUUAGCAGUUGAUACUACUUUGUAUAUUCUUAAAGAGAAUGAAAGUCAAACAAAUCUGCAGCUUGUGUGUUUUACUGAACUACGAAAUAGAGAAGUAUUUGGGUGGACUGGCGAACUAGGACCUGGAAUGUACUGGCUAAUUCCAUCCACUACUGGCUGUAAACUGAAGAAAGAAAGAAAGCCAAUAACAGAAGAAGCCCAACUUGUAUAUAGGGAUGAAAUGGGGAAAUUAUUACUUACGAAGGCUUUUAGGUCAGCUCUGUCAGAUAUAUUUGACGUUAUUGAUUUAGAUGGAAAUGGUCUUCUUAGUAUUGAAGAAUAUAAUUUUUUUGAACUGAGAACAAGUGGUGAGAAAUGUGAUGAAGAUGCUUGGGCCAUCUGCAGAGAGAAUUUUGACACAAAGAGGAAUGAACUAACAAGACAGGGAUUUAUGGACCUGAAUCUAAUGGAAGCCAAUGAUCGAGAAGGAGAUCCUAGUGAUCUUUGGGUGACACUACACUCAAUGGGAUACAAUCGAGCUCUGGAGCUGAGAGAGGCAUGUCCAUUUAUCAUUGAUAUCUAUGCAGAAAAAUGCAAGCCAAAAAUUAAAGCUGUCCAUCUGGAGGCAUGCAGUGGGCAACUUGAAAAGGCUAUUUGUAAAUCUGUCCUUAAUAAAGGCAAUGCUAGAGUAAUGAAUGGCUAUGAAAAUAUAAUUGUUCAUACCUACAAGUGUGACACCUGGAUAACAUCAGUUAUUGAAAACAAGUCAGAAAAUAAAGUGAUUAUUCACAUCAACAAUGAACUAAGUAAAAACUGCAUAAACAACAGAGGACUGAACAUAUUUGCAGUAGAAGUGGCACCAAAAUCCACAAUGGUUUGUCAACAUGUAAUGCCUCUGAAUGAACAAGAAGAAUGGGUAUAUAAUUGUGCGUAUUCUCUUGUAUCUUAA
Messenger RNA from Elephantulus edwardii (Cape elephant shrew), 1955 nucleotides. It is a transcript of the gene EFCAB7, whose product is annotated as EF-hand calcium binding domain 7. Gene Ontology annotation, molecular function: calcium ion binding. The transcript has 14 exons. The coding region runs from base 69 to 1955 and encodes 628 amino acids. The record is from RefSeq and is a predicted model, not a curated record. Lineage: Eukaryota; Metazoa; Chordata; Mammalia; Macroscelidea; Macroscelididae.